Rangifer tarandus platyrhynchus (Svalbard reindeer) is the source of this 705-nucleotide messenger RNA. The record is from the annotation of a GenBank genome assembly. Lineage: Eukaryota; Metazoa; Chordata; Mammalia; Artiodactyla; Cervidae.
AUGUGCGUUCUAAUGGUCCGUGUGGCCUUCACAUGCAAGGGCUGGGACCAGAUUUAUAACAAUAACCGAGAUGACAUCGUUGCUGGUGUCCGUAGUCACGUGCUAUUGACAGUAGCUGGUGUCAUUGUAGGGGACAGUUUUCUUGUUUGUGGGGCCAUUCUGUAUUCUGUAACUCUCUUCCUGGGUUCAAGCCGCUCGCCCGCCGCAGGGGCCGCCUCGGCGGAGCCAGCCUCGCCCCGCCCGCUCGGUGGUCGCGCGGCCGGCCGGCCGGGGGCGUCUAAUGGGCUGCCCGGCCCGCGUUCCGGGGAGUGGUCCCCGGCCGCGCUAAUGUGCGGUCGCCCCGCCCGCCAGCAGCUGGUGCCCCCGCGCCGACCCCGGGCGCCGAUCGAUACGCAUCAGGCGGCGGGCGGCCGGGAGCGCCCCCUCCCCCGGGCGCCUCUGGCGGUCGUUCCGGGGCCUCCCGCGCUGGGGCUGGUCCUUUUUGGAGGCCACACACUGCCCGCUCAGCUCAAAUCCUGGUCCGGGGCGCGGCGGGGCCGUGUCCCCGCGAGCCCGCGGCCGCCGGUAGGGGGCGCCUUGGUCAUGCAUUAUUCAUCGCUGAGCAGCCCGCCCGCCGCCUCCCUAGCUUUUCCCGCGCGGGCUGCGGGCUGCGCGGAGGAGCGGGAGCGCGGAGCCUUCACAAUAUUGUGGCAGCUCCGCGAGUGA